Messenger RNA from Condylura cristata (star-nosed mole), 7490 nucleotides. RefSeq names its product ankyrin repeat and FYVE domain containing 1 (gene ANKFY1). Lineage: Eukaryota; Metazoa; Chordata; Mammalia; Eulipotyphla; Talpidae. Bases 84 to 3554 code for a protein of 1156 amino acids. The record is from RefSeq and is a predicted model, not a curated record. The transcript has 25 exons. Gene Ontology annotation, molecular function: protein binding; metal ion binding.
AUGCUUUCCACAGGUCUACAGAUGUGGACUGGAGGAGGGAGUUUGCUGUGUAAGAGGAGGUGGCCAAAUUGGAGAAGCACUUGAUGCUUCUCCGACAAGAGUAUGUCAAGCUGCAGAAGAAGUUGGCAGAGACAGAGAAGAGAUGCACUCUUUUGGCUGCACAAGCAAACAAGGAAAACAGCAACGAGUCCUUCAUCAGCCGUCUGCUGACGAUUGUGGCUGACCUCUAUGAGCAGGAGCAGUAUAGUGAUCUGAAGAUAAAGGUUGGGAGCAAAUACAUCAGUGCUCACAAGUUUGUCCUGGCAGCCCGCAGUGAUAGCUGGAGUCUGGCCAAUUUGUCUUCCACUGAGGAGCUGGACCUGUCAGAUGCUAACCCCGAGGUGACAAUGACAAUGCUUCGCUGGAUCUAUACUGAUGAGCUGGAGUUCAGAGAAGAUGAUGUGUUCCUGACUGAGUUGAUGAAACUAGCUAAUCGGUUUCAACUACAGCUCCUUAGGGAGAGAUGUGAGAAGAGUGUGAUGUCUCUGGUGAAUGUCAGGAACUGUAUUCGUUUCUAUCAGACUGCAGAGGAACUGAAUGCCAGCACACUGAUGAACUACUGUGCAGAAAUUAUUGCAAGUCAUUGGGAUGAUUUACGAAAGGAGGACUUCAGCAGCAUGAGUGCUCAGUUGUUAUAUAAGAUGAUCAAAUCUAAGACUGAGUACCCACUGCAUAAAGCUAUCAAAGUGGAGAGAGAAGAUGUGGUCUUCCUUUAUCUAAUUGAAAUGGAUUCACAGCUCCCUGGGAAGCUGAAUGAAGUGGAUCAUAAUGGAGAUCUUGCUUUAGAUCUAGCCCUUUCACGACGACUAGAGAGUAUUGCCUCCACAUUGGUUAGUCACAGAGCUGAUGUAGACAUGGCAGACAAGAAUGGCUGGAGCUUGUUACAUAAAGGAAUCCAGAGAGGAGAUCUCUUCUCUUCCACUUUCCUCAUCAAGAAUGGGGCCCUUGUCAAUGCUGCUACAUUGGGUGCCCAGGAGACACCAUUGCACCUUGUGGCAUUGUACAGUUCAAAGAAACACUCAGCAGAUGUGAUGUCUGAGAUGGCACAAAUUGCAGAGGCCCUCCUGCAGGCUGGUGCCAACCCUAACAUGCAGGACAGCAAGGGCAGGACUCCCUUACACUUGUCCAUUAUGGCCAGGAAUGAAUACGUAUUCAAUCAGUUGUUGCAGUGUAAACAAUUAGAUUUAGAACUGAAAGACCAUGAGGGCAGCACUGCUCUGUGGCUGGCAGUACAGUACAUUACUGUGUCUUCUGACCAAUCGGUAAACCCUUUUGAAGACCUCCCUGUGGUAAACGGGACUUCAUUUGAUGAAAAUAGCUUUGCAGCCAGACUUAUUCAGCGUGGCAGCAACACGAACGCACCUGAUUCAGUAACAGAAAAUUGCUUACUACAGCGGGCAGCUGGAGCAGGAAAUGAAGCAGCCGCUCUUUUCCUGGCAACCAAUGGUGCCCACGUCAACCACAGAAACAAAUGGGGAGAAACACCACUGCACACGGCCUGUCGGCAUGGUCUGGCCAACCUCACUGCGGAGCUCCUGCAGCAAGGUGCCAACCCAAACCUGCAGACAGAGGAAGCUCUGCCCUUGCCAAAGGAGGCUACAUCCCUGACCAGUUUGGUGGACAGUGUUUACCUGCAGACACCACUUCACAUGGCAAUUGCCUAUAAUCACCCAGAUGUGGUAUCUGUCAUCCUGGAGCAGAAAGCUAAUGCUCUUCAUGCCACCAACAAUUUGCAAAUUAUUCCAGACUUCAGCCUCAAGGACUCAAGAGACCAAACUGUGCUGGGCCUUGCAUUAUGGACUGGCAUGCAUACAAUUGCAGCCCAGCUACUGGGCUCUGGGGCUUGCAUCAAUGACACCAUGUCUGAUGGGCAGACUCUGCUGCACAUGGCCAUGCAGCGGCAGGAUAGCAAGAGUGCACUGUUUCUCCUGGAGCACCAGGCGGAUAUAAACGUCAGGACGCAGGAUGGGGAGACAGCCCUUCAACUGGCCAUCAGAAAUCAGCUUCCGCUUGUGGUGGAUGCCAUAUGCACACGAGGAGCUGACAUGUCCGUGCCAGAUGAGGGUGGGAACCCCCCACUGUGGCUUGCACUGGCAAAUAAUCUGGAGGACAUCGCAUCAACUCUGGUCAGACAUGGUUGUGAUGCUACUUGCUGGGGCCCGGGACCUAGUGGAUGCCUUCAGACACUUCUACACAGGGCCAUUGAUGAAAACAAUGAACCUACCGCCUGCUUUCUUAUUCGCAGUGGCUGUGAUGUGAAUAGUCCCAGACAGCCAGGUACUAACGGAGAAGGCGAGGAAGAGGCCAGAGAUGGACAGACUCCCUUGCAUUUGGCAGCCUCCUGGGGGCUAGAAGAGACAGUACAGUGUCUCCUGGAGUUUGGUGCCAACGUAAAUGCACAGGAUGCAGAAGGAAGAACACCUGUCCAUGUGGCCAUCAGCAAUCAGCACAGUGUCAUCAUUCAGUUGCUGAUUUCUCACCCCGACAUCCACUUGAAUGUACGAGACAGACAAGGGCUGACUCCUUUUGCCUGCGCCAUGACUUACAAGAACAACAAAGCAGCCGAGGCCAUUCUAAAACGAGAAUCUGGGGCUGCUGAGCAGGUGGACAACAAGGGCCGGAAUUUUCUUCACGUGGCCGUUCAGAACUCUGAUAUUGAAAGUGUCUUGUUCCUGAUCAGUGUCCAAGCUAAUGUGAAUUCCAGAGUCCAGGAUGCUUCCAAAUUGACCCCUUUGCACCUUGCUGUCCAAGCAGGCUCAGAGAUUAUUGUCCGCAAUUUGCUGCUUGCAGGAGCCAAAGUGAAUGAACUGACCAAGCACCGACAGACUGCCCUCCAUCUCGCUGCCCAGCAGGACCUUCCCACCAUCUGCUCAGUCCUCUUGGAGAACGGAGUGGACUUUGCUGCUGUGGAUGAGAAUGGAAAUAAUGCUCUGCAUCUUGCUGUCAUGCAUGGACGGCUCAACAACAUCCGGGUCCUCCUGACAGAGUGCACUGUGGAUGCCGAAGCCUUUAAUCUCCGAGGCCAGUCGCCACUGCACAUUUUGGGACAGUACGGCAAAGAGAAUGCAGCAGCCAUCUUCGAUCUCUUCCUAGAGUGCAUGCCUGAAUAUCCUCUGGAUAAGCCAGAUACAGAAGGAAACACAGUGCUGCUCUUAGCAUACAUGAAAGGGAAUGCCAACUUGUGCCGUGCCAUCGUCCGAUCUGGGGCCCGCCUUGGGGUGAAUAAUAACCAAGGAGUCAACAUUUUCAACUACCAGGUUGCCACCAAGCAACUUCUGUUUAGACUCUUAGACAUGCUGUCCAAGGAGCCUCCGUGGUGUGAUGGCUCCAACUGCUAUGAGUGCACUGCCAAGUUUGGAGUCACGACUCGGAAACACCACUGUCGUCACUGCGGACGUCUUCUUUGCCAUAAAUGCUCGACCAAGGAGAUUCCUAUCAUAAAGUUUGAUCUGAACAAACCUGUGCGAGUUUGCAACAUUUGCUUUGAUGUACUGACUCUGGGUGGGGUCUCUUAGUGAGCCCCCAGGAGGGUCCAGGCCACUUCCCGGGUCACCUCCCAGCAGCUGCUCUGCUCACCAGCCUGACCCCACCCAGAGCAGGAGCUGGCAGUCGUCUUCCUGCAGCAAACGACUGGAAUUAAGGACCAUGGUGUGAUAGACCCCAUUGCAAUGAUUCUGUAUGGUUGUCAGUGUCGGACUGUGAUCGAGUUCACUAGCUGUUUUCAUGAAUCGGACCAGGCCAUUUAGCCUAAGUGGUAAAUGUGAUAAGAAUUAGAGCCCAUUCUGCUAGCAGCACAACAAGGACACUUCAGAAACCAUUUUCCCUCCCAGUAGCUUAGUGUCCAUCUCAGAGCAUUCAUAAAGUCUUCCGUCUGGGCUAACUUACUGGGCAGAGCCUAACAGUAGGGAGCCGGCAUCGGGCUGCUCCACGAGAGCUGCCUUUCCUCGAGGGUAAGUGCUGUGGACUUUUCUACACAGCGUUUUCAUGACGAGAAUAGGAUCCUCUUGCCCUGAAGCUUGGUUUUGGGGGUUUUGUUUUCUUGGGUUUUUUUUUUUUCUUUUUUUGGGGAAAAGCUAAGCUGUAUUUUUAGUGAGCUACCCCUUUAAAAAAGGUGGAAUCUUUCUAAACAGGGUUCAAAGAUGAGAGCUGAAAAAUCGUGGCCUUAACAACUGAAAGCUUUACCAGUAUUUAUGCUACUCAGGUGUCAGGAGUGUGGUGUGGCUGUUGACACCUUCUAGCAGCAUCUCAUUUUCUCAUCUUGCUGUGUCCUGUCUGUGGCAUCCUCGGUCACUCUGCCACUAGAGAGUGGUGGAGGAAACGCACUUUUAUUGUGCUGCACUUUUUAUAGAGCUGCAUUAUUGGUGAUUCCAAUUUAAAAAUUCCUCACACAUUCAUAAAUCAGUGACUAAUGAUCAGCUUUGACUGGACCUCCACUCACAAUACGUCUUAAAAGAAAAACUCCUGCAUUUGUGUCAUUUGGGGCAAGAAUGUCACACAGCCCAGGUAAUGAAGAGGAAGAUCUCCAGCACCGAGCUGACAGGCUCAUCUCCUUGACAUGAAUACUUCGACCGUAAACCUUCUCGAGUUAAUACUGUGAGUGCUGUUGGUCCCGGGGCCCAGGGCCCGGGUCCCAGUUCUGUGUAGCUUGCCCUGCCCCACAGGAGCCAGUUGCCGAAGGCCCUCGCCAAGUACAUGUGACCCCCUUUUGGAAGGCUCUGGCUUGUAUGCUGAGUAAGGCCCCCAGAGCUUGUUGGGCCUUAGUCGCUGCUAGGACGUCUGUUAACCCUGAAGUGUUGAACUUUUCUUUUGAAGGUUUGGCCAGUUUUUAAAUGCACACUUAAAGAGAAACUUCUACCACUACUUAAUAAAACAAAACAAAAAAACACAACUCUGAGGUGAAUAAUAGCGUUGUAGAGUUAUACUCAAAGAAUAAUAAUCUCAAUCAUAUGUGCUGAUUUUUUUUCUCAGACAUUUAAUAACCACUACAUUUUUUGCAUCAAUGAAGUAUGACUGUAUAUGUAAAGGGACUAAAUAUUUUUUUUGCAACAGCCUGUUUGUUUGUUUUUGGAUAGUGGUGGUAUGUCCUCCAUGUUGCUGUAGAUUUAUAUAUUAUAUUGCCUAAAUAUGUGUGUAAAAUGAGCUGAUAAACCAGAGUGCUACUUUUUUUUAAUAUUCCUGUGAUUUAUAAGAUAUAUAUGCUUUCCAUGUUAAUAUGAGCUUGUGUAUAAUAUUUAAAAGAAAGCAUUAAUUAGAAGAGCUCCCCUGUGAAGUAUUUCAUACGGAAUUUUUAUGGAAAACACCGCGUCUUGGCAAACCCUUGACCAUGUGAGGCAUGUGGUCACUUUCCAUUUUCUAUUUGAAUAGGGCCACGAGGAAGUAGGGCUUAGUUAGGUGGCUUAAUUUUUCAUUGGAAAGGGAAAUGAUGAUUCUUCUGUAUGAAUUGAUUGGUUGGUACUUGAAUACUUGCUCUUUUAACAUUCAUGGUAGAGAGGAUGGGAAUUCAGUCAGGGAUGAGGUUGAUCCCUGCCCUACUAAUUUCACUAACAAUCUUGCCUCUAAUUGCACUUAAAAUCAUGUCUAAAGUACAUUGAGUCAAGUUUUUAUUUCUCCCCAGAGUCUAGGGAUAGAUAAGGUACUGAUCAGUUGUGGACUGGGGAAACAUUUUCUGCAUUGGCUUCACAGUCCUUUUUUGUAAAUCUGGAAGAAGCACCUUUCUGCAGUCUUGGAGACCUGGCCGCCUGUGCCAGCGCUCAGUGGGCUGCAGGCAGCACGUUCCGGAGCGGCCGCUGCCCCGGCGCUCAGGCCCCUUUGUGCCGUCUCCAAGCCGGUGAGAGUGACUGUGGAACACUUUGCAGUUGUUGUUACAUUUUAACUAUAGCGCAAAUACUAGUAUUAACUUUUAAUUUUAUUCAUUCAGAAAGCUGUCAAUUGUGAAUGAGUAGACCAGGAGAAUAAACUUUACUAAAAUAUAAUUUGCUGCAUCAGUCAACAUUGUUAUGCUGAAUUAGCUUUUUAACUGCCUCUUGCUCAUCACCAGGUUUAUUAUACGAUGUAUUCUAGACACUUUUUUUUUUAAGAUGAAGGUACAAACCAUGUGCUAUAUAAAUUGAAUAGCUACAACUAAAUUGCUAUGAUCCUUAAAAUGAAUUUCCCACAAACUUAAGUGCCUACACUUAGGACUCUUUAAUUUUUCAGUUUCUUUUUGGUGGUGUCUCAACUGAAUGAUGUCUUAGAACAUGUGUACCAUUUAGUUUGUUGCCUGUGCCCUGUCAAUCCCAAAUUAGCAACUAUUUAAGAUUGGAUUCGAUUGCUCAGCUCAUCUGCCAUAUUCUCUCCAGGAGUAUGGUCCAUGUGACCACGAGUCCUCUACCUCAGAGCCCUGAGUCAUUUUUGAUCUCCCCAUUCAGCCUCCUCACUCUUCUCCCUGAAUGGGUCCCUGCAGGGAGCUCAGCGUGCUUGUGGGUUCACUCCUCCCGUUCACGGCCCACACCUGUUGUAGCAGAGUAUUGUGCUGAUCUUGUCUGUAGGCAUGAGGUGGAAGGAAAAUCUUGGCAUGGGGAAGAGCCUUGAUUCUAUCUAGGUUUUUAUUUUCUUUUUUGAGAAAAAGAGCACUGUUGAGCUGCCUGAUGCUCAAACCUGAGAGGCAGACAAACUCCCCAGGUAAUGGUAGCAUGAGCAAGUAAAUGUAAUGUUCCCUGCCAGACCCACUGAGCUUCUGCUCGAGACUGAAGGAACUCCUGAGCCAAGCUUUCUUUCAGGACCUGGGAGCGCUUCCCUUGGGCUCAAGCCCCAGAUGAACUAAACAGGGAGCUGGCCUGCCCUCCACCAUCCCAGCUUUCUGAAGGGAUAUAGAAGCUACAUUCUUGUUUUGUGGAAGGAAUUGGUGAAGAGCUGGUGGCUUGACAAGAUAAAGACUAAACAAUUAAGUCCCCAGAAGUUGUCCUAGAUGCCUUAAAGACUCUGGAGGAUCACUGUACAGUUCCUCUUCUGUGUGGCAUAAUAAUAUAUUAACCUGUUACAGUUGACAACACUGGUUUUCUGUAGCUAGGGAGUCUUGCGUCGGCAGACUGCGCGACUGAAUGCCUUGUCCUUUCUUGGCAGAUGUGUGGAGGUGGCAGUUACCAUGACCUACGAGGGGCAAGGGCAGUAGCUGGGCGGAGGCUGCAGGCACACGUUUGGGUUGAUCACCUCGGCUUCCAAGCCAUGCAGGGUGGUGCUGAGUGUGGGAUGCUGGCAUUGAAUAGGACCAUGGCGCUUAUCGGCAUCUUUUCUUUGGAAUCGUGUAAUGGAAUGUAUUUUUCAAAUACUGAUAUUUGCAUUUUCUGUAACAAUUCCUUAUAAUAAAAAGGUAAAAUUGUGCAUUUAAAGUGGAAACUUUAAUAAGAUCUUUGUAGUUACUUUUAAUGCAGAAGUACCAAUAAGCAUUAAAAACAAAUUUUAGAAACUCCUGA